AUGAGCGAAUCGGACACGAAUCUCGCAUCAAUGCGUUCGCGCGCCGAGGCUUUACUCGCUCGAUAUGGUGGCCAAAAUGGACCAACAGGACAUGCGGCCGUUGAUGGGUCAGGCGAGCCACAGUCUCUAAGUUCGUUUAUUGGCGGCAAGGCCAAGGCGCCGCGACUGGGCAAGCUUACGGGUGAUGGCCGCACGUCAUCGUAUCACGAGUCCGAUGCAGUUCCGUACAAGGAACUCCCUGGUUUGGCCCAGCCCGGAUCGAUGGCCAGCUUUAUGGAGCAGCGCGAGCGCGCCAUGUUCCCUGAAGUAGCCGAGGCCAAGGACAAAGCUCGGGCCGUGCAGUCGGACGCCUCAAUGGAAACGACGUUCCCUAAGCGCAGCACUUCUGGGAAGCAAAUCGUUGUGCUUAUCUCUGGAUCAGGCAGUAAUUUUCAGGCGAUCCUUGAUGCCACAUGUGGGGAUGCGCCAGCCAUCCCAAACGCACAGAUUGUUCGCGUCAUUUCAAAUCGCAUGAAAGCCUAUGGUCUACAGCGUGCUAAAAAUGUCGACCCACCUAUCCCCACAAGUGUACACAGCCUAAAGACAUACCAAACUCGCAACCCGGGAAAGACGCGCGACGACUAUGAUCUUGUACUGGCCGACCGUGUGCUGGGGGACGAGGGUCACGUUCCAGACCUGGUGGUCCUCGCCGGGUUCAUGCAUAUUGUUUCCGAAACGUUCCUGAGUGCUAUGGGACAUGCCACAUCACUCGCUGCACCUCCUGCCUUUGCGAAGCGUCCCCAUGAACCCGUGCCUAUUAUAAACCUGCACCCAGCCCUGCCUGGCGCUUUCGACGGUGCGAAUGCCAUUGAGCGUGCUUAUGAAGCCUUUCAGGCUGGUGAGAUUGAACAUACAGGCGUCAUGGUCCACGAAGUAGUGGCUGAAGUGGACCGCGGUGCGCCUAUCCUUGUUCGUCGCGUGCCGAUCUACAAGGGCGAGUCCCUCGAUGCCCUCGAAACGCGCAUGCACAGCGUCGAGCAUGAACUUAUCGUCGAGGCUGCUGCCAAGGUUUUGUCGGGCGAGCACACUAUUACAGCUCCUUGCACACCCACUAGCUUCUUGCGACUGGCUCAUGGAUCUUGGGAUGCGGUGCCUCGACCCCUCGUGCUGCACGACACUGACGUGCUGUGGGUGAAUGGGCCGUCUCCUUUCGUGUGGCUUGGUCGCGCUGCCCCAGCGACAUGGAAAGGCCAACUGACCGACGAAAUGCGUUCGCAGCACGCGCGCAUGGAGUAUCAGGGCCGUGAAUCGACAGACUUUUUCAAUGCCAUUGGCAAGAUAUUGGUCACUAUGCACAGCACAAGUACUCCCCAGCGCCUGUUUCUUGUUCGCCUGGACCAAGAUGCGCUUUGCAUUGACGAAGUGGCCUUUGAGGCUCGGUCUCUUUGUUCCGCUUAUACGGCGGUUGCACUAAACCCACAGGGUAUAUGGAUUUGGCACGGCAUAGGCAGUGAUGACGCACAGCGGCGGCACGCCGAAGAAUGGUCUCGCUCACUUGGUCCAACGUACAAGCUGGUCGACACAAGCGAACUUUUGUCUUUAUUCAAGGACAAAGAGUUUGCGGACGGAUGGCACCAUCGCCGUAGACCGAGUCUGCCCGUGGCCUUGCGGUCAGCUCAGCUGUACUCGCCCGCGUCUGUGGAAGUGCCUAGCAGGUUUCACUUGGCUGAUAUCAAGACAACCACAGUGUCCCUGGUUGAUGCAUACUUGGAAAUGUAUGUGAUCAUCGGUGCUUAUGCGCGAGGCGAUAAAGAUGCGAUCGAGGCAGCGCUGUCCCGUGCCGAGCGUAUGGCUGCCCGUGAGGAUCCCUCACAAAUGACGCCGCCAAUCCACGUCAUCGUCCUCCCAAGCAUUGUCCCCCUCGACCUUCUUUCUCUCGCCCGUGAUACAUGGAAUGCAGACGUCUUCACGGAAGGCAUGGAGACCGGCGAUGACACAUCGCCUCUGCUCAUGAAUCUGCAUGCCCUGUCCGAAGCACAAAGACAGUUGGCACAGGCACCCCAGACCUCCACGCAUCCGACCAAUCAAAAUUUCUUGCCUGUGGGUGCUCCGUCGUGCAGGUAA
This is a messenger RNA of Malassezia restricta, 2103 nucleotides long. Its product is annotated as phosphoribosylglycinamide formyltransferase. Lineage: Eukaryota; Fungi; Basidiomycota; Malasseziomycetes; Malasseziales; Malasseziaceae. Gene Ontology annotation, molecular function: phosphoribosylglycinamide formyltransferase activity. Gene Ontology annotation, biological process: 'de novo' IMP biosynthetic process. The transcript has a single exon. Gene Ontology annotation, cellular component: cytoplasm. The record is from RefSeq and is a predicted model, not a curated record. Bases 1 to 2103 code for a protein of 700 amino acids.